CUUUAAGAAAAAUAUGCGAUGACAACUAACUAAUCAUUAACUUAAUUUUGUAAUUUUUCUAAUUCUAUGUGAUAAUGGGUAUUUUAACAAAGAAGAAAUUUCUUCCUGAAGCAAGUGGGCCUUAUGCUACAUCAUGUGCAGAUUUGAUGACAGAAUAUUCCCAGUAUGGAGUUUUCAUCCGACUCUACUAUCCGACUUCUAAAGCCUCUACAGGAACAGAAGGAUGGUUUCGGUGGGUUCCUCACGACAUGUACACCCAAGGGCUGGCUUGUGUUGUAAGUCUCUGGGUGUUUAUACUACGACUGGUCAUGUGGUGGUACGGAGGUGAAAUGUAUGUCCCGGCUCAAUGGGAGGCUCCGUUGCUGCCUGCCUCACACAGUGAGAGAAAGGAGAAGUUGCCAGUGAUUAUAUUCUCUCAUGGGUUCGGAGCCGCUAGGUACUUCUGCUCAGCAAUGCUGUUGGAGUUGGCCUCACAGGGAUACGUCGUCGCCUCUCUUGAACACAGGGAUACAUCCGCUUGUGCCACAUAUUUCUACAAAUCAGCUGCUCACAGGGAUAAAGACGAGAGGACUUGGAUCCCCCACGCAAAACUGGAGAUUGGUCCGCAGCAUUAUGAGUUGAGACGCAAACAAGUCAGGUGUAGAAGAGAUGAAUGUGUCAAGUCUUUGGACUUCUUGGAGGAUAUUAACAGUGGAAAUACAAACAAAAAUAUUUUGAAAACAUCUCUGGAUCUUCAAGGUUUUAAGGAUCAGUUAGACCUUGACAGUGUUACAGUCAUGGGACACUCAUUUGGGGGCUCCACUGCACUUCUGACACUUGCUUCAGAUACACGGUUUAAGCAAGGGGUGAUCCUGGACGGCUGGAUGUUCCCUCUCAAGGAAGAAGACGUUGUGGUGCCUCAACCGCUGCUGUUGAUCAACACUCCUACAUUCCACAUUGCCAGCAACAUCUCCGUCAUGACGGAUCAGAUCAUCAACAGACCUGCAGAGGCUCGGCGUCAACUCUACAUUAUCAGAACCUCCAACCACGAGACACAGACAGACGCUCCGUUUGUUUUCGGCUACUGGUUGGACCUGUUUAAGCCCAAGAUUGAUCCAUAUCUUGGAACUACCAUCAAUAACUAUCUGAUCAUAAAAUACCUUCAACCAAUGACUGGGAUUCCAAGUGGGGCUGAGCAAAUUGAUCAAGAGUUGAAAAAGCAUCAAGAGUUGAUCAUAGAAGGAAGACUUCCAGACCCCGUCAGGCCAAGGAAGGGGAUGUCUUUGCUGUCUUGAGUUUUGCGCCGAAGAAAUCUUCAAUCUCAGGAAUAACAUAAUUACUAUUGCAAUUAUAUAAUAAGGAAGAUUGCCUUAAUUAUUUACCAUGAAUACUGACUCACAA
Macrosteles quadrilineatus (aster leafhopper) is the source of this 1380-nucleotide messenger RNA. Its product is annotated as platelet-activating factor acetylhydrolase-like. The transcript has 10 exons. Bases 75 to 1274 code for a protein of 399 amino acids. Lineage: Eukaryota; Metazoa; Arthropoda; Insecta; Hemiptera; Cicadellidae. Gene Ontology annotation, molecular function: 1-alkyl-2-acetylglycerophosphocholine esterase activity. The record is from RefSeq and is a predicted model, not a curated record.